Messenger RNA from Sabethes cyaneus, 4832 nucleotides. RefSeq lists its product as uncharacterized. The coding region runs from base 295 to 3336 and encodes 1013 amino acids. The record is from RefSeq and is a predicted model, not a curated record. The transcript is spliced from 2 exons. Lineage: Eukaryota; Metazoa; Arthropoda; Insecta; Diptera; Culicidae.
GUUGCAAACAACAGAAGUGUAAAAUUUUUGAAGAUGUAUUUAUUUAUCGCAUUUAUCGCAAGAGUUUUCGGGUGAGAGCACGUAUUCGGAGUGUAAUGGGUCUUUUGUUUCACCAGUGUUAUUUAAAAUCCAUUUAAAUUCAACGCAAAUCGUUGGCUGAUAAAAACAAGAACGUAGUUUUUUGUUGGCAGCUUGGAAGUGAAAGCACCACUUGCGUUGUUUUUGCCAUGAUGGCAGGAACGGAAAAAUAAUUGUUGCGAUUCGAUAUACUCGUAGCAGGUGGUCGUCUCCGUUAUGUAUAGAACGGAUAAUUCCCAGUCAUCUGGGUGCAUCAAAGAACAAAGUAUAGAUGCAUCACUGGCCGAAGCGGAGAAUUCAACUUGGCACAAUUUACUAAUUUCGAGUAAUGGCAGCUUUGACGAGAGAACACAGCGGAAGGAGGAUAGUAGUGCAUCGGAAGAUUUACUUUCCGCAGCGUCUACGGAAAUUUUUGAGGCUUCCGCAGAGCGAGCUGAUAUCUUGAAUGCGCUGCAAAAUUCCAGUGUGGUAAAUUAUGAUUCGGGGAAUUUUUCUUUUUCGGAAAGUUCGAAGGAAAAAACGGCUAUCAGUCCAAAUGGACACGAUUUGCACCAGCGGUUUGUGCAGCUGAACACGGAGCUUUAUCACGCUAAAACCGAGCUGUUGACUUACAAAUACAAAUGGAAUGAGAUUCGACAUGAGGUGGAAUUACAGUGGAACAAAAAGUAUCAGCGAAUUGAAGAUGAGAAGUUUGAUUUGGAGCAACAAAUCGGGGAACUGAAGGAACAGUUGGAGAAGGUCAUAACUUUGAAUGGAUCACCCGGAAUUCAGCAUUAUUUUUCAGAAGUUGCCAACUUUAAAACAGAUCUCGGUCAGCUUAAGCUCCAGUUGGAUUGUAAAGAUCAGGCUAACAGUAUUCUAAAACAAAAGUUAGCUGAGCAGUAUUGUGAUAAGGAAAGGCAGUCGAUUGAGUUAAGAAAAUUGGAGAAAGUUUUGUUAGAGAUACGAAAUGAAUUAGCUUCAGCGAGGAAGGCUGAAGAAUGGUUUCGUAAUGAAUUGCACGCUUGCCAAAAUACAAACACCAAACUUAGAGAGAAUAUUUUACUACUUCAAAACAGAGGUAUGCAGUAUAAACAACGGAACACUCAGCUCAAGUUUGAUUUACAACAAGCCAUUCUCGCUAGAGAAGAUGCUGAACGAAAUGCUGUGAAAGAAAAGAAAGAAUUAUUGAGUAAAUUAAAUUCCAUUGAAAAUCGAGACAAAUUAGAUACUGUUUCGGGGCAAGUGUUAAGUGAUUAUGGUGCUAAACUGAAGGAAGCACACGAUAAAAUAAAGGCCUUAACGGAGGUUAGUAACGGAUACGAACAUGAGAAAGAGCAACUCGUAUUCAGCAUUAAGGUGCUGAAUAACACACUCUCCAAUCAGGAUAUAUUAACCCAAACGUACAAAAAUAAGGAAGCACAGGCUGCAUCGACCAUCACAUCCCUGCAAGGUAAAAUAUCCCGCUUGAAUGCAGAAAUUGCACAACUUCAUUGUAAGAAUGAACAACUUCAAGCUGCAAUAGCGCGGUAUAGUUACACAAACAGAGAUCUAGAUGUCAGCAUCGGUCAUUUGCAAGCGCAACUGAAAGUUUUGUCGAUAAACUUCGAGAGCACGCGACAGGCGCUUAGUGUAAAGGAAUGCGAAUUGAAAAAGUUACAGCAGGAACAUUACGGGCUGAAGGAACAUUGCCAGCAGCAGUUGGACGCGUGUCGAUCUGAUUGGGAGACUCGAAUGAAGAUGACCGAAUCGCAGGCAGCAAAGCGGUACGAGCAGCUAUUGGACAAUUUUCGAAAGAUUCAAUCUAAGAAUUUAGAUUUGGAAGUAAAAUUAGGCCACUAUGCUGAACACAAUGAAAAGUUUCAAAAAAGUGAAGUAUUGGUAAAGCAACUGAAACAGGACAUAGACGAGCUGCAGGAAAAGGUCGUACAAGAUGCUGCGGCGGUUGUUGCAAGGAUGACGCCUAAGGAGGGAAGACCGUCAAAAAAGAAGACUUGUCCUAAGCAUGGCGUCGCGAUUCCCGAAGACGAUACCAAGAAUCUGAAAAUUCUACUUAAAGUAAUUGAGAACGAACAUAGGCACAAAUUGAAACGGUAUGAGCUAAACAACAGAACCCUUCUGAAAAAGGUAAAAGAACAUAAUCAUGCUAGAAAAGUGGCUGAGCAAAAGCUGGAAUCGAUACAACGUGACCUUGUCGGUGCACACUCUUUGCAGUGUGACUUGGCUCGAUUGCGAGAAAGAAAUUUACUCUUGGAAGCAGAUUUAGAAUCAUCGCAGCAGGAGUGCUCCAUUUUAAAGAAUGAAAAGUGUCGCUUAUUAGAAAGCCUAACGAAUAACGGCCUUUUGAAAGCGGAGGAAGACAUAUGGAGAACUUUUCAGCGCAUCUCUCAGGAGUUGCGAGAUCGGCAGCAUAUGCAGAAAGAAAAUCAACGGUUCAAAGAAAUGCUUCUUAUUAGCGAAGCUAAGGUACAUCAAUUAGAGGAAGAGCUAAAAAUAUCCCUAUCAUCUUUAGAAGAAAAGAGUUCGGUAAUUGAGAAUUUGAAGCUUGCUACCGAGUUGCAGCAAGUGGAAAGCGGCGAGAUCCGUUCUGCACUGACAGUAAAAUCGAUGCAACUGGAGGAUACUCACCGAGUAAUUAAUGACUUGAAUUCCGAACGAAACUCACUGCAAGACACCCUUGGAGGAAAACAACUGAAUGAAGAAAAGCUACUGGAAGAGAUGAACUCACUUCAAAAGCAACUGAAAUUGCGAGAUGUUCAACUGGAAACUGCAUGCAAAAGACUUAAAUUGCACGAAGAUUCAGAGAAGACGCUGAUCCAAUCUAUGCAUGGGUUUUAUAAAAAUUUGCAGCUCCUUCGGGAGGAGAUUGUGACUGAGAAGCAAGAAAAGCAAGAGUUACAGGUAACUAUUAAGGCCUUGAAGGAAAACUUUAGUCAAUUUAGGCUAUGUGAAGCAAAGAACUGCCAAAACAACAGUCAACCAGACAGCGCCAACAUAUCCAUUCCGAGCAUGGACACUAACUCAGAGCCACCAGACCUGCUUCCGCCGAAAUCACUAGCUGAAAUUAGCUUCAAUGAAGAAACAUUACAAAAUCUAAUUGCCGAAUGUUACCGCCGAGAUCAAAGUCUUCAUCCGCUACAAGAGAGUAUCGCUUCCUUACGUACGGAGAUGAGUCAUCUGAAUGUGCUUGUACGGCAAAAUAGCAACCAGCGAUAUCCGGUAGUUUCUCUAAUGGAAGAGCUGCAGGAUGCGACCAAUGGGGUGUACAGCAGUAGAUGAGUAUAAUCUAGAAAAUAGUGGAUAAUCCUUCGUGUUCUUGUAUGUACCAUUCAUUUGCAUACUUUCAACCAGAGUGAAAGUUAUGACUAAUUGAUAUGAACUUAGGAACAUUAAGGUAAUCAACAUCGAAAGAGGCGUAGCUGUAGUUCUCGCGUCAAUUUUUUCAGUAAAGUGGUUCAAACGGACGUUUUUACAAACUAUAGAAAAGUUGUUAGAAUCCUUCCCUUUCCAUUGUGGGAAAAUGUAAUUUAAAAAAAUCAACUUUAAAAUAACAAUUAAUGAUCAAACUAUUUUCGGUUUUCCAGAACAAGUUACUAACUGCAGCUGCGCCUAUCAUUGUAUUUUAUUUAGUUGAAAAGAUUUUAGCAUGAUAUAUAUUUAUUACAAGACGAAUAAUAUUGUAACACAUGGCUGCUGGCGUUUUAUUUGUGCAGCAGAAAAAAUGGAAGUAAUAAUUCAACAAUUUUAGUUUUUUUUACACCAUUGCUCAGCAUACAUGGCAAACGGAAAAAGGAUUAAAAUUUAAAUAGUACUAUCUCUCAAAAAUUGUAACUUCGAAUAUUGUAACAUUACUUUCAACUAAUGGCGAAUUUCAAAAAAGGUAACAAUAAAUUGGCUCAGAUUUUCACGAAUUAAAAGUUACUUUCAGUUAUCGUCUACUUUCGUACUAGAUAAAAAUCUCUCGGUGAGCAUUUUUAAGCCUCUUACAGUUCCUUAAUUUUAUUUUCUUUACAGUAUAUUUAUUAAACAAAGAGUAUUCUCUAACAGCCAAUGUACAUCGAAUUUAUUCACGGCUCAUUUAUUUAUUUAUUUAGCUUGAGUAGGAUAGCUACUAUUAUCUGUGAUCGGUAGAAUUCUAAAGGACCAUAUUCAGAUUCAGAUAUAUCGAAAAAAAAAACAAAACGGUUACUCAAUAAUAAUUAUUAGAAUUCACUUCAUUCUACUUACCAUAGUGCACUGAACCACUCAGGUAAUGGCAGAGAAGUAAGGUCGCACACCACGGAUCACCAAAGUAUCGUCGUGUCGUGAUCGAUAGAACGUGAGGCAAUGCUCAAUAAUGUUCUUGAAUCGAAAGUAUUAGAACUUAGAAGUGAAGAAAGUUUAUUCCCGAGCGUCUUAGUAGAAUUUCAAAUGUGAGUGAAGAAUUGAAUGAAUAAAAAAUCUACUCAUAUUAGUCAUUAUUAAGAAUGUAAUGAUUGAUUCUAAUUUAAUGGGAAUGAUGUACCCGGUGCUUGUAAUUUUCUAAUCUUCAGAUAUAGAAUCUUUGGUUCAUUCGAUAUAUACCUUCCUAAGCGUUUCUGAAAGUUUUGUCACAUUUAUUUUCGUAUGCUUUUGAAGUAAGGUCGUCUUAAAUUUGUAUGAACGCUAUAUAUUGUUCAUGAGAAAAUGCUAUGGAGUGAGAGUGUAUAAAUUAAAAAUGUCAUUUAAAUACAAAUAAGGAAGUGUUAUCUAUUUAUUCAUAUUUAUUCACAUGAACAUCUAGUUAAGAUAUAACA